AUGUGGCGGGAUCGCACCAAUCUCUACAUAUCCUACCGCCAAUCCUUCGCCCACCACCCCGCCAAGAAGCCACGUUUCGGUGCCUCCAAUGGCUUCGACGCACCCUCCCAGCCGGAAGAAAGCCGGCGCCUCAUCUCCGAGACGGGCGGUUUCGAAGAAGAUGGCGACAUGGUGAUCGAGAUGGACCUCCUGCCUCCGCGCUGGGUUGACGUACAAGACGAAGUCUCGGAGCUAUUAGCGGAUAUUGCGCAGAAGUCCGCGGAGCUGGAUAAGCUGCACCAGAAACACCUGCUGCCCGGAUUCGGCGAUGAAGAUCUCAGGCGGCAGGAUGAGGGUGUGAUUGAGCGUCUGACGCAGGAUAUUACGCGCAGCUUUCAUACCUGUCAGAAUGCUAUUAAGCGGAUUGAUAUGAUGGUGCGCGAGGCCAAGCAGCAAGGUGGAGUAACCAGCGGCGAGGAGACUAUGGCGAAGAACAUACAGAUUUCGCUUGCGUCCAGAGUUCAGGAAUCGAGUGCUCGCUUCCGGAAGAAGCAGAGUACUUAUCUCAAGAAACUACGAGAUCUGGAAGGCCUUUCGACACCAUUCGACCGCUCACCAACUCCAGUACAAAAUCCGUUCACGGAUCCCUCGUUGAUGGAAUCGGAAGUGGACAAAUCAUUCUCGCAGACGAUGUUAAUGCAAACUCAACAACGAGCCACGGGUCAAAACGAUGCCGCCAUCGCGCAACGAGAACGUGAAAUCAAUGACAUUGCAAAGGGUAUUAUUGAGUUAUCUGACAUCUUCCGCGAGCUGCAAACCAUGAUCAUCGAUCAAGGGACGAUGCUGGAUCGCAUUGAUUAUAAUGUGGAGCGGAUGGGCACCGAGGUCAAGGCUGCAGAGAAGGAACUUAAAGUAGCUACGAACUACCAACGACGUUCCACGAAGCGAAAGGUCAUGCUCCUGCUCGCUCUCGUAGUCAUUGGUCUGAUUAUUUUUUUGGUGGUGAAACCGAAGAAGCACAGCUCUCCCGCCCCAGAACCUGAAGAGGAGUCCUCGAAUAAUAUCAGGUCUGUGCUGGCCUCGGUUGACAGGUAG
Molecule: messenger RNA, 1074 nt
Organism: Penicillium subrubescens
Lineage: Eukaryota; Fungi; Ascomycota; Eurotiomycetes; Eurotiales; Aspergillaceae
Product: t-SNARE syntaxin TLG2
Exons: 5
Coding region: 1-1074 (357 amino acids)
Biological process (GO): vesicle fusion; intracellular protein transport; vesicle-mediated transport
Cellular component (GO): membrane; endomembrane system; SNARE complex
Molecular function (GO): SNAP receptor activity; SNARE binding
Source: RefSeq, a predicted model, not a curated record